This is a messenger RNA of Ceratitis capitata (Mediterranean fruit fly), 3651 nucleotides long. It is a transcript of the gene Herc4, whose product is annotated as probable E3 ubiquitin-protein ligase HERC4. The coding region runs from base 275 to 3439 and encodes 1054 amino acids. The record is from RefSeq and is a predicted model, not a curated record. NCBI's taxonomy places the organism in Eukaryota, Metazoa, Arthropoda, Insecta, Diptera, Tephritidae. Gene Ontology annotation, molecular function: ubiquitin-protein transferase activity. The transcript is spliced from 16 exons.
UGUCAAGUUAUGUUAAGUUUGUUUUCAUUUCAAAAUUCUUAGGAGCAGAGAAAAUAAGAGUCAUUUUAAGCGAUUUGUGGAAAAUAUUUCGUUGAUUGUUAGCAAUUAUUGGCUUAGGAUUUCAGUUGUUGAGUUUAUAAAGGCGGUAUAAGAUCAAAUUCAAUCAGUUCCAAGUGUAGUGGAAACUAUCAAGAGGAGUUCAUUUGGAAAAUGUUAGCAACAUUUUAGCACAUAAAAUAUUUUUACACCGAGGAAUAAGCGAGAAAUCGGAAAGAUGUCCAUAUAUUGUUGGGGUAACACAAAACAUGGUGAACUUGGAUUGGGUGGAAUUGAAGAUGAAGAGAUUUUGGAACCCCGAGAAAUCCCCUGGCAUCCAGAAAGCUCUGUAAUAAGCAUUGGAUGCGGACUUGAACAUACCUUGUUUUUAACUGAAGAUGGAAAAGUAUAUUCAUGCGGCUGCAAUGAUUUUGGUCAAUUGGGUCACCAGCAGAUGACGAAGCGACCACAACUCAUAAGUGACCUCGAAAGCACUGUAAUUACGGAAAUAAGUUGUGGUGCAAGACACUCCUUGGCUCUCAGUGAAUGGGGUCAAGUAUUCACUUGGGGUCACAAUGACUAUGGCCAGCUAGCUCUACCAGAUUUUCCCGAUGUUGUUCGCUCACCAAAAAUCGUUAAAAAACUUGCAACCCAAACAAUCAUUCAAAUUGCCAGCGGCUACAAUCACUGUCUUGCUUUGACUAAUUGUGGCGCUUUGUAUGCUUGGGGUUCAAACAUUUAUGGACAGCUGGGCAUAUCACCGCCAAGUGACUUGGCUCAUUCAACAACACCUCGUUUAGUAGACUCAUUGCUCGGUAUACCAAUCGCUUUAAUAGCAUGUGGUGGAAACCAUUCAUUUAUCAUUUCAAAAUCUGGUGCUGUGUUUGGUUGGGGCCGCAAUAACAGUGGACAAUUGGGACUAAACGACUGUAUCCAUCGACAUUUUCCAACACAAUUAAAGACACUGCGCAGCCUGUGUGUUCGUUACAUUGCUGGUGGAGAACAAUACUCUGUAUUUCUGACCAACGAUGGUGGUGUAUUUACAUGUGGAAGAGGUUCAUAUGGCCAGCUUGGCCAUGGCGGUAAUUUGAAUGAAGCACUGCCGCGGAAAGUAACGGAGUUGAUGGGUAGCACGAUUACACAAAUUGCUUGUGGCGCACAACAUACACUUGCCUUUGUGCCGUCUCGUGGGAGAAUUUAUGGUUUCGGUUUAGGUUGUUUUGGACAGUUUGGAGCACGCAAAGUGAGCAGUUGCUCUCUGCCGCAGGUGGUGGUGGGACCAUGGGUAUCUCCCAGUGGAUCUAAGUUAGUGGAUACUGAUACCAAAGAAAACCUAGAGACAGCCUUUUUAAUACGUCAAAUCUUUUGCGGCGGCAAUCAAUCCCUCGUAUUGACUUCGAAAUUUAAUGACGAUAUUCUUGCCGUAGAUUAUCGCAUUUAUGAGCCGAGAACCCAAAUAAUGUGUUUAACCAAAGAACUGGCGAAGCAGUGUGCUUUGGUGGAGAAAGACGCUUCAGUUGAUUUAGAUUUAAUGACAGCCAUUGAGGUGAUUUUCAAAAGCCAAGCUUGUCUCAAUGGCUCAUUUUUAUUGGAGAAUAGGCAUUUCUGUUGCACCUCAAAGCAGCCAGGUGUUGAUUUGUUGGACGUUAAGGAAACUUUUGAUUAUAUACGCAAAGUAGAGCACGAAAGCAUUAAGCAAAUCAUAUGGGACAAAAUUACAAAUGAAAUAAUUGCCUCACUCAUGCCAUCGCCGGCGGACGUUGAAACUUUACGACUUUAUUUAAUUUUGCCAUUAUAUCAUGAAUUUGUUAAUUCUAAGAACUAUGAACAUUUGCAUACAACCUUCAGCAAUGCUGUGCUCAGACUCAAAGAUAUACCUAAGAAAAUAAUCGCCAUAUGGUGGGCACAAACACCAGUUGACUGGUUUGAAAAUUUGGUGUCAAACUACAAGAAUGUUGUAGCACACAUAAUUAGUUUUAAAAUCGCUGCAAAUUCUAGUGGUACCUUCGAAAAAAAGCUUGUUACAUACAAUUCCAAUCUAUGUGCCGCUCUAAAUCUUCUAGUCGUUCUACAUCGAAUUAAUCACAAAGAGCGCGAAGAAAAAAUUGACUAUGAUAUUUUCCACUGGCCGGAGCUAACAGAUUAUGUUGAUAUCCAACAGGAUUACAUACAUUGGCUAUUCGACAAAAAUCCCGAUGCUUUUAAUAUAUGUAAUUAUCCGUUUUUGUUUAAUGCGUCUGCGAAGACCACACUCCUACAAACAGAUCAGGCCAUUCAAAUGCAUACCGCCAUGCAAAACGCUGCCAACUCAGGAAUACUCUCUCUGCUCACAUUCGGCACGCCUAUUUCACAAUUUAUUGUGCUAAAUGUCUCACGUGAGAAUUUGGUACAAGACACUUUGCGGGAAAUAAUGCAAUAUAAUCAAAGUGACUUGAAGAAGCCGCUCAAGAUCAAGUUCCAUGGCGAGGAGGCCGAAGAUGCUGGUGGUGUACGAAAGGAGUUUUUCAUGCUCUUACUAAGAGAUCUUUUGGAUCCAAAAUAUGGCAUGUUCAAAGAAUACGAAGACUCGCGUACGCUGUGGUUUGCGGAUAUUACAUUUGAAACGGAGGAUAUGUACUUUUUAAUCGGUGUAAUUUGUGGGUUGGCGAUAUAUAAUUUUAUAAUCAUAAAUUUACCAUUCCCAUUGGCAUUGUAUAAAAAACUACUCGACGAACCUGUAGACCUUAGUGACUUGCGUGACCUUUCGCCGACCUUGGCGAAUUCUAUGGAAUCUAUUUUGAAAUAUGAUCAAAUCGAUUUCGAAGAAGUUUUCAAUUUGCAUUUUGAAAUAUCACGUGAUAUUUUCGGUGAAUCCAGAACGGAAGAGCUGAAACCAAACGGUGGUCAAAUACCCGUUACUUUGGAAAAUAAAAAAGAGUUCGUAGACUUAUAUGUUGAUUUUAUAUUUAACAAAGCCGUAGAAACCCAAUUUACAGCUUUCCGCAAGGGUUUUAUGAAGGUAUGUUGGGGCCGCGUACUACAAAUUUUCAAACCAGAUGAAUUGAUGGCUGUCGUUAUUGGAAACGAGGAGUAUGAUUGGCAAGCGCUUGAGCUACAAUGUGAAUAUAAGAAUGGCUAUAACUCUGGUGAUCAAACGAUAAGAUGGUUUUGGGAAGUGUUCCACGAAUUACCGGAAAGCGAGAAGAAAAAAUUUCUUCUCUAUUUGACCGGAAGCGAUCGUAUACCGAUCCAAGGAAUGAAAGCGAUCAAGAUUUGUAUACAACCAACAAAUGAUGAACGAUUUCUUCCCGUUGCACAUACGUGUUUCAAUCUACUAGAUUUGCCUCAAUACAAGACUAAAGAGCGUUUAAAAUACAAAUUGCUUCAAGCUAUACAACAAACUCAGGGUUUUAGUUUAGUAUGACUUUAUACUAUCAAAUUAGAAUCAGCGCCUACGUUAAGAAUAAUGAAAUAUAUUCACCAGACAAAAAUAUUUUUACAAGUAUGUAAUACAAUACAUGAAUUACCCAAUUACCCAACUUUUCUUUUGUCUAAGUUGAUUUGAUUUGUAUGGAAAAUUUUUAUUGUUUGUAACAAAAUUUUGGAUUGAACUAUUUGCAUGUAUAUACAUUUGUA